AUGGCUCGCUCUGCGUUGCAAACGCCAUUGAGCAGUCUGCCCUCCGAAUUGCGGGGGCGUACUCCGUCUCGCGGAAACACUCCCAUGAUGCAGGUGGAAGAGCCCCUCUGGUUCCCCCCGAUUCCAGCUGACCGUGCGGGCUGCCUGUCAGGCAUUCAGUUCCGCGCCGAGCGCCGAGCGCAGGAGUUCGUCCACCCUUUCAUCCCACAGACGUCCAUCUAUGCUGGCCGUGAUAUGUUCCCACGCCAAGCAGUGCCCGGAUACAGUGGCUUCAUUGUGAGGUCAACGGACACGAAUAUGCUGAGCCGGCCAUAUGCUAAAGGCAACUGGGAGGCAGAGCUGUGGCCUUUUGACAUGAUUCAAUCUGUCAUCAACCGUUCGACCGCUUGA
Symbiodinium sp. CCMP2456 is the source of this 390-nucleotide messenger RNA. The record is from the annotation of a GenBank genome assembly. NCBI's taxonomy places the organism in Eukaryota, Dinophyceae, Suessiales, Symbiodiniaceae.